Saccharomyces eubayanus is the source of this 5160-nucleotide messenger RNA. It is a transcript of the gene RPO21, whose product is annotated as DNA-directed RNA polymerase II subunit RPB1. NCBI's taxonomy places the organism in Eukaryota, Fungi, Ascomycota, Saccharomycetes, Saccharomycetales, Saccharomycetaceae. The transcript has a single exon. The record is from RefSeq and is a predicted model, not a curated record. Gene Ontology annotation, cellular component: RNA polymerase II, core complex. Gene Ontology annotation, molecular function: DNA binding. Gene Ontology annotation, biological process: transcription by RNA polymerase II. The coding region runs from base 1 to 5160 and encodes 1719 amino acids.
AUGGUAGGACAACAGUAUUCUAGUGCCCCAUUGCGCACAGUGAAAGAAGUCCAAUUUGGUCUUUUUUCGCCCGAAGAAGUUAGAGCAAUCAGUGUGGCCAAAAUAAGAUUUCCAGAGACAAUGGAUGAAACCCAAACGAGAGCCAAAAUUGGUGGGUUGAAUGACCCCAGAUUAGGCUCUAUCGAUCGUAACUUGAAGUGUCAAACUUGUCAAGAGGGUAUGAAUGAAUGUCCCGGUCAUUUCGGUCACAUCGAUCUAGCUAAACCUGUUUUUCAUGUUGGGUUUAUUGCCAAAAUCAAGAAGGUUUGUGAAUGUGUCUGCAUGCACUGUGGUAAACUACUACUUGAUGAACAUAAUGAACUAAUGAGACAGGCCUUGGCGAUCAAGGACACCAAGAAAAGAUUUGGUGCAAUCUGGACUUUAUGUAAGACUAAGAUGGUUUGCGAAACAGACGUCCCUUCAGAAAACGACCCUACUCAGCUUGUUUCGAGAGGCGGUUGUGGUAACACUCAGCCUACCGUUCGUAAGGAUGGGUUGAAGCUGGUUGGUAGCUGGAAAAAAGAUAGAGCCACAGGAGAUGCCGAUGAACCAGAAUUAAGAGUUUUAAGCACAGAAGAAAUCUUAAAUAUAUUCAAACAUAUCUCUGCAAAAGACUCCUCCAGUUUAGGGUUCAACGAAGUCUUUUCUCGUCCAGAAUGGAUGAUUUUAACAUGUCUUCCUGUUCCGCCACCACCAGUUCGACCAUCCAUUUCCUUUAAUGAAUCUCAAAGAGGUGAGGAUGAUUUAACAUUUAAACUGGCUGAUAUUUUGAAGGCAAAUAUUAGUUUGGAAACUCUAGAACAUAACGGUGCUCCACAUCAUGCUAUUGAAGAAGCAGAAAGUUUACUACAAUUUCAUGUGGCCACUUAUAUGGAUAAUGAUAUUGCUGGCCAACCACAAGCUUUACAAAAAUCCGGUCGUCCUGUCAAAUCUAUUCGUGCUCGUUUAAAGGGUAAAGAAGGUCGUAUUAGAGGUAACCUUAUGGGUAAGCGUGUAGAUUUUUCAGCGAGGACAGUCAUUUCUGGUGAUCCUAAUUUGGAACUAGACCAAGUCGGUGUUCCAAAAUCCAUCGCGAAGACCUUGACGUACCCAGAAGUGGUUACUCCUUAUAACAUAGACCGUCUGACACAGCUUGUCCGUAAUGGGCCAAAUGAGCAUCCUGGUGCAAAGUAUGUUAUCCGUGAUAGCGGAGACCGUAUAGAUUUAAGAUACAGUAAAAGAGCUGGUGACAUCCAGCUACAGUACGGUUGGAAAGUGGAGCGUCAUAUCAUGGAUAAUGAUCCAGUUCUUUUCAACCGUCAACCUUCGCUUCAUAAAAUGUCUAUGAUGGCUCACAGAGUGAAAGUUAUUCCAUAUUCUACAUUCAGAUUGAAUUUGUCCGUCACUUCUCCAUAUAAUGCCGAUUUUGAUGGUGAUGAAAUGAAUCUUCACGUUCCUCAAUCUGAGGAGACAAGAGCGGAGCUGUCCCAAUUAUGCGCUGUUCCCUUACAAAUCGUGUCACCUCAAUCUAACAAACCUUGUAUGGGUAUUGUGCAAGAUACGCUAUGUGGUAUUCGUAAACUAACAUUAAGAGAUACAUUUAUAGAAUUUGAUCAAGUUUUGAAUAUGCUAUAUUGGGUUCCGGAUUGGGAUGGUGUUAUUCCUACACCUGCAAUUAUCAAACCGAAACCUUUAUGGUCAGGUAAACAGAUCAUGUCUGUAGCCAUUCCAAAUGGUAUCCAUUUACAACGUUUUGAUGAAGGUACAACGUUACUUUCUCCAAAGGAUAACGGUAUGCUUAUCAUUGAUGGCCAAAUCGUUUUUGGUGUUGUUGAAAAGAAGACUGUUGGAUCUUCCAAUGGUGGUCUAAUCCACGUUGUUACAAGGGAAAAGGGACCACAAGUAUGCGCCAAACUAUUUGGUAAUAUACAGAAAGUUGUUAACUUUUGGUUGUUACACAAUGGGUUUUCAACGGGUAUUGGAGAUACCAUCGCUGAUGGACCAACAAUGAGAGAAAUCACAGAAACGAUUGCAGAGGCCAAGAAGAAGGUUUUUGAUGUUACGAAAGAAGCUCAGGCAAACUUAUUAACGGCUAAACAUGGUAUGACUCUUCGUGAAUCCUUUGAAGACAAUGUUGUUCGUUUCUUAAAUGAAGCAAGAGACAAAGCCGGUCGUUUAGCUGAAGUCAAUUUGAAAGAUUUGAACAAUGUGAAACAAAUGGUUAUGGCAGGUUCCAAGGGUUCAUUUAUUAAUAUCGCACAAAUGUCAGCUUGUGUAGGGCAGCAAUCUGUUGAAGGUAAACGUAUUGCCUAUGGGUUCGUUGAUCGUACCUUACCACAUUUCUCUAAAGAUGAUUAUUCUCCAGAGUCCAAGGGUUUUGUUGAAAACUCUUAUUUAAGAGGUUUAACCCCACAAGAGUUUUUCUUCCAUGCAAUGGGUGGUCGUGAAGGUCUUAUCGAUACUGCUGUUAAAACAGCUGAAACAGGUUAUAUUCAACGUCGUUUAGUCAAAGCUCUAGAAGAUAUCAUGGUUCAUUACGACAACACCACAAGAAACUCUUUGGGUAACGUUAUUCAAUUUAUCUAUGGUGAAGAUGGUAUGGAUGCCUCACAUAUAGAAAAACAAUCACUGGAUACAAUCGGUGGGUCAGAUGUCGCUUUUGAAAAGAGAUACAGAAUUGAUUUAUUGAACCCAGACCACAUCCUGGAUCCUUCAUUACUGGAAUCUGGGUCUGAAAUUCUUGGUGAUUUGAAACUUCAAGUUUUAUUGGACGAAGAGUACAAGCAAUUAGUCAAAGACCGUAGCUUUUUAAGACAUAUAUUUGUUGAUGGUGAAGCAAACUGGCCAUUGCCCGUCAACAUAAGGCGUAUUAUCCAGAAUGCUCAACAAACUUUCCACAUUGACCAUACCAAACCAUCUGACUUAACGAUUAAAGAUAUUGUUAUUGGCGUGAAAGAUUUACAAGAGAACUUACUAGUGUUACGUGGUAAAAACGAAAUCAUACAAAAUGCCCAACAGGACGCAGUUACUUUGUUCUGCUGCUUGUUACGUUCUCGUCUGGCUUCUCGUAGAGUCAUACAGGAAUACAAACUAACAAAGCAGGCUUUCGAAUGGGUGUUAAGUAAUAUCGAAGCACAAUUUCUCCGUUCUGUUGUUCAUCCUGGUGAAAUGGUUGGUGUUCUUGCAGCUCAAUCUAUCGGUGAGCCAGCUACACAAAUGACACUGAAUACUUUCCAUUUCGCCGGUGUGGCUUCCAAGAAAGUCACUUCCGGUGUUCCGCGUUUAAAGGAAAUUUUAAACGUGGCCAAGAACAUGAAAACUCCUUCCUUAACUGUUUACCUUGAGCCUGGUCACGCUGCUGAUCAAGAAAAAGCAAAGUUUAUUAGAUCUGCUAUUGAACAUACUACUUUGAAGAGUGUUACGAUUGCUUCAGAAAUCUAUUAUGAUCCUGAUCCACGCUCCACAGUUAUUCCAGAAGAUGAAGAAAUCAUUCAACUUCAUUUCUCUCUGCUGGAUGAUGAAGCCGAACAAUCCUUCGACCAACAAUCACCUUGGUUACUACGUCUAGAAUUAGAUCGUGCGGCAAUGAACGAUAAAGACUUAACUAUGGGACAAGUAGGUGAGAGAAUCAAACAAACUUUCAAAAACGAUUUGUUUGUUAUCUGGUCUGAAGAUAAUGAUGAGAAAUUGAUCAUUCGUUGUCGUGUGGUUCGUCCGAAAUCACUAGAUGCCGAGACCGAAGCAGAAGAAGAUCAUAUGCUUAAGAAAAUUGAGAAUACUAUGUUAGAAAACAUUACAUUACGUGGUGUUGAAAAUAUUGAGCGUGUUGUUAUGAUGAAGUAUGAUCGUAAAGUGCCAAGUCCAACAGGUGAAUAUAUUAAGGAACCUGAAUGGGUAUUAGAAACAGACGGUGUCAACUUAUCUGAAGUCAUGACUGUUCCUGGUAUAGACCCAACUAGAAUAUACACCAACUCCUUUAUUGAUAUUAUGGAAGUUUUGGGUAUUGAAGCUGGUCGUGCGGCUUUGUAUAAAGAAGUCUACAACGUUAUUGCAUCUGAUGGUUCUUAUGUUAACUACCGUCACAUGGCCUUAUUGGUUGAUGUUAUGACUACCCAGGGUGGUUUAACUUCUGUUACUCGUCAUGGUUUCAAUAGAUCUAAUACCGGUGCCUUGAUGAGAUGUUCAUUCGAAGAAACCGUCGAAAUUCUGUUUGAAGCCGGUGCCUCUGCCGAAUUAGAUGAUUGUCGUGGUGUUUCCGAAAAUGUUAUUCUCGGUCAAAUGGCUCCAAUCGGUACUGGUGCGUUUGAUGUCAUGAUUGAUGAAGAAUCAUUGGUUAAAUACAUGCCAGAGCAGAAGAUUACUGAGAUCGAAGAUGGCCAAGAUGGUGGCGCUACUCCAUAUAGCAAUGAAAGUGGUUUAGUUAAUGCUGAUCUUGACGUUAAGGAUGAAUUAAUGUUUUCCCCUCUAGUCGAUUCGGGUUCGAACGAUGCUAUGGCAGGAGGAUUUACAGCUUACGGUGGUGCGGACUACGGUGAAGCCACAUCUCCGUUUGGAGCUUAUGGUGAAGCACCUACAUCCCCUGGAUUCGGAGUCUCUUCACCAGGAUUCUCCCCAACCUCUCCAACAUAUUCCCCCACCUCUCCAGCAUACUCUCCCACAUCGCCAUCGUACUCGCCUACAUCUCCAUCGUACUCGCCAACAUCACCAUCAUAUUCACCAACAUCACCAUCGUAUUCGCCAACAUCGCCAUCAUAUUCACCAACAUCACCAUCUUACUCACCAACAUCACCAUCCUACUCYCCUACAUCACCAAGUUACAGCCCAACAUCUCCGUCUUAUUCUCCUACAUCUCCAUCAUACUCUCCUACAUCUCCAAGUUAUAGCCCAACAUCUCCAAGCUAUAGCCCUACAUCCCCAGCUUAUUCCCCAACCUCACCAAGUUAUAGUCCUACUUCACCUUCAUACUCACCAACAUCACCAUCAUAUUCACCAACAUCGCCUUCCUACUCCCCUACUUCUCCUAACUAUAGCCCUACUUCACCUUCUUAUUCCCCAACAUCUCCAGGCUACAGCCCAGGAUCUCCUGCAUAUUCUCCAAAGCAAGACGAACAAAAGCAUAAUGAAAAUGAAAAUUCCAAAUGA